Messenger RNA from Trifolium pratense (red clover), 709 nucleotides. RefSeq lists its product as uncharacterized. Lineage: Eukaryota; Viridiplantae; Streptophyta; Magnoliopsida; Fabales; Fabaceae. The transcript is spliced from 6 exons. Bases 179 to 541 code for a protein of 120 amino acids. The record is from RefSeq and is a predicted model, not a curated record.
UAAAUUUGUUAACUCUUAAUAUGUAUUUUUUGUAGAUUUUUGCCUUUGUAUGCUGCAGCUAAUGAGAUUGGAAAAAGAUAGACACUGACACAACAGACUUAUGGUUUAGAGCUUUUAAGGUUCCUCUACUAUUUUCACGCGUGCUACAUUUGCUCAAGUUGUGCUCUUUUGGAAUUUAAUGGAACGUUCCGAGAAGCCGAAUCCUACCAAGCCGAAUCCCAAAGCGCUACGUGCCUAUGAGAGGCUGAUGCAUCACAGAAAAGUCUUAACAAAGCCUGAUACUGACGAGGAAGAACCUUUUGACCAUGACCUAAUGGAAUUUUUGGAGGAAGUGCACCGUCCAAAGGAUGAAAUACCAGUGGGCAUGGCUGCUGACACGUUCCUUAUGCACCAGAUGAUACUUAACGGUGAAAUGGAUAUCAGCGCCGCCAGGAAAGAGGAGUUGCUUGCUUCCCUAAUUGAAGCUCGUAAGUCUUCACAGGAGAAGCAAUUGCUGCAGGCUGAGAUCAAAAAUACAGGACAGUCACUUCACCCACAGUAGUAUAAUAACACAUUUCUUUCCUUCAUCCGUCUAUAUGUCCUGUUUAUAAGACUUUUAAGAUACAAUGCCUCGUGUCUGUUGAUCUACAAACAACUUCAGUGCACUUCACAUGUAUGUAAUAAAAAAUGUACUCUUAAUGCAUGUUUGUUAUCUGUGGGUUUCUCGAAA